Messenger RNA from Striga asiatica, 3372 nucleotides. NCBI's taxonomy places the organism in Eukaryota, Viridiplantae, Streptophyta, Magnoliopsida, Lamiales, Orobanchaceae. The record is from the annotation of a GenBank genome assembly.
AAAGAUAGCACGUUGGCUCAUUUUCAUAAACACCUUUCGAAAAUGGCUGCUGCUGCCAUUUCAGCUCUCCAUCUUCUUCCUACCUCCAAAAUCUUCUUUGCUCAUGCACCCAACUGUUCUUUUCCUUCUCUCAAUGUCCCCACCUCACCCUACAAAUCCUUUAAAUCUAAAUCCCUUAGAAUAAUCUCAUUUUCGCUCGCACAAUCAUCCGACUCCCCAAAUUCUGACCCUCGAAUUCUCCUCGAAGAACUUGCGGAUUGUUUUGCUCUUCCAGAUGAUUAUUUUCGCCAAUUACCAAAGGAUCUUCGGCUGGACCUGAAUGAUGCAGCCUUUGAUCUUUCAAACGGUGCUGUAAAAGAUGAGAUAGUGAAUAGGAAGAAUCGCCAAAAAUACACCCAACGCCAGUGUGGCGAAGAGUUAGGUGAGACAUUGUUAAACAUAAGUCGAGCAUGGGAACUUGCUGACACAUCAACUUCAGCAAACUUAAUGAGCAAGCUCCCGCUGUUUGUGGGUUUGCUCCCUAAUAACAAUAAAUCCGGCAAGCAUUCAAAUUAUACCCAUGAUUGGUUUGGUUUGGUUUGGACUAGUUCUUAUGAUUUUUAUUUUUCUUGGCAAUUAGCACUCGGAAAGCGUUUGGUUUCUGCAUCUAGGAGGUUCCAGUCAAUGGGUCAGUAUGGUCAAGGUGAACUACAAACGAUUGCUAAAGUGAUGAACAAGAAUGGAAAGCUAUUGGCUGCAAAUCUAGUUACGGAGGCAGCUAAUGGGGAAGCAAAGCCUGAAACCAGGGUUCUAAAGUUUGGCGAGCUUCAGGUUGAAUUGACUCCGGGAAAGGCAUAUGUUGGUGCUCUGAUUGGCUUUAUUUUCGGGGUACUUUCAUGGCAAGUAAGUCAAGGCAUCCAAAGCAUACCCGAGAGCUCACUGGAGUAUGCGAAUGAUAAUGCAUUACUUCUUGCAAAGUCCCUGCGUGGAGCUCUCUUGGCGCUUUUCUAUUCAUCUACAGUUUUGUCUGCUUUCGCGGCUGUAGGGCUUAUCCUACUUGGAGGACAGUUAAAGUCAAAAGGAGAGCUCACGUUUAACAGGUCUUACCCGAGGCUCCUUGUCCAGCUCAUCCCAACCACCGAAAUCAAAUUGACUCCUAUUCCCAUUUCCCCACGAUUUAGUGUGUCAGCUGCUAUAGAAAGUGCUGACUGGGCAAGAGGUAGAGCAAUGGCCAUGAUAAUCGAGUUGGGUCCUGUCCCCAGCACCAAUGAGGCAAUUACAGCUGGAAUCAUCCANAGGAACCCAAUCAAACCCAAUGGAAGCUUCGAGUACCCCAAACCUUUCAUCUUCUUCGUCGUCGUCUACAUCAAAAUCAUCAGACCACCAUUUCCUCUGCUUCGUGGAGGUCCGGAACUCACGCUCAUCCUCUUCAUAGUAAUCGUCCGUCGGAUAAGCAUCGCUGAAUCUGGACCGUCGAUUGGGGUCUAUGUCUUUGCCCCAGUUCCUGCGCGACUCGCCUGUCCGGCCUCCGGCGAAACGCCGGUGCAGAUGAGAUUUAGUAUAAGUGUUAUCAUCAAUAACGAAUCUGCGUAUUACGAGAAAUCGUGUUUUUUGAUGCAAAUUCUGUUAUCUUUCCUCAAAACCCUAUCAUCUCCCCCUCUCAAUUUGUUGCCCAAAACCUCGCCAACUUCUACUACUCUUUUCCGGUUUGUUCCCUGCCUUCGUUCAUACAAAUCUGAUUCAAACUCCGGCGAUUCUGUCAUAUUCCGGAUGGCAUCGUCGGCAACAGUGAAGUUGCCGGCGCCGCUGAUUGAAGAUGGCCUUGGUAGCAGAUUUUGGAUCAAGUUCAAAAAGGAGUGGACACAAGCGCUUUAUACACCAUUUAUGGUCUGUUUGGCUGCCGGAACUCUCAAACUCGAGGCAUUUCGCCAUUAUAUCGCGCAGGACGUAUAUUUCCUUCGUGCCUUUGCAAAAGCGUAUGAACUGGCUGAGGAGUUUGCAGACGACGAUGAUGCAAAAGUUGGAAUAUAUGAACUGCGGAAAAGUGUUCUUGAGGAGCUGAAAAUGCAUAAUUCAUAUGUGCAAGAAUGGGGUUUUGAGUUACCCAAAGAGAAUACUCCAAAUGUUGCAACAAAUAAGUAUACUGAUUUUUUGCUAGCCACAGCAUCCGGAAAGGUUGAAGGAGUAAAAGCUCUUGGUAAACUAGAUACUCCAUUUGAAAAAACAAAAUUGGCGGCAUAUACUCUUGGUGCUAUGACUCCUUGUAUGAGGCUUUAUGCCUUCUUGGGAAAGGAGUUGCAGGCAUUUCUUGACUUCAAUGAAGGUGUUCACCCAUAUCGAAAAUGGAUCGACACUUAUUCAUCUGAUGCUUUUCAGGCUUCAGCUUUGCAAACAGAGGACCUGCUGGACAAGUUGAGUGUGUCUUUGACCGGCGAAGAACUUGAUGUUAUUGAAAAGCUUUAUAAUCAAGCUAUGAAACUGGAAAUAGAAUUUUUCCUAGCCCAGCCACUUUCUCAGAAAACUGUUGUUCCUCUAUGCAAAGAGCACAAUCCAGCAGAACAUUGUCUCAUGCUGUUUUCCGAUUUUGAUUUGACAUGCACUGUUGUGGAUUCAUCUGCUAUCCUGGCGGAAAUAGCUAUUCUAACUGCUCCAAAAUCUGAUCAAAGUCAAUCAGCUAAUCAACUUGUUCGAAUGUCUUCCAUCGAUCUAAGAAGUACAUGGGCAGAACUUUCUAAGCAGUAUACUGAAGAGUAUGAGCAUUGCAUAGAAAGUGCCUUGCUUCCAAGAGAAGGGGGCAAUUUUGAUUAUGAAGGGCUCUGUAAAGCACUUCAGCAUCUUUCCGAUUUUGAGAAAAAGGCAAACUUGAGGGUGAUUGAUUCUGGGGUACUUAAAGGUCUGAGUCUUGAUGACAUAAGGAGAGCUGGAGAACGUCUCAUUCUCCAAGAUGGCUGCAAAGAUUUCUUUUCAAGUGUUGUUAGGAAUGAAGACUUGAACACAUGCAUUCAUGUCCUAUCCUAUUGCUGGUGUGGUGAUCUCAUCAGAUCUGCCUUCUCCUCAGGUGGAUUAAACCCCGUGACUGUUCAUGCAAACGAGUUCAUCUACGAAAACUUUGUAUCCACGGGCGAAAUUGUCAAGAAGGUCGAGUCUCCAAUUGAUAAAGUUGAAGCUUUUACUGACAUCAUAAAGAACAGCGCCAAGGAUGGGAAGAUUCUGAGUGUAUAUAUAGGAGAUUCAGUUGGUGACUUGCUGUGCUUGCUCGAAGCUGACGUUGGUGUGGUUGACAAACAGAAACAGUUGACAGAAGGUAGGUCUUGUAGUUGGAAGGCUCUCACUGGUGUCUUAUAUACAGUAUCUAGUUGGGCCGAGAUCCAUGCUUUUAUUCUGGGUUCAUAG